UUCACUUAGGCAGUAUCAAUGUCUACCCCUACUCCACCGACGGCGCAGUUUUUCUUCUUUUCCACAAUUAUUUUCGACCGCGCAACAACACAAAAAAUGCCACUCACGAGGAAACUACGAAAGAGGCGGAGAAGUUUAAUAUUUCCACCAUCGCCGUCGGUUGCAGCGCC
Amoebophrya sp. A120 is the source of this 170-nucleotide messenger RNA. NCBI's taxonomy places the organism in Eukaryota, Dinophyceae, Syndiniales, Amoebophryaceae. The record is from the annotation of a GenBank genome assembly.